Sorghum bicolor (sorghum) is the source of this 1567-nucleotide messenger RNA. Its product is annotated as thiol protease SEN102. Lineage: Eukaryota; Viridiplantae; Streptophyta; Magnoliopsida; Poales; Poaceae. Gene Ontology annotation, cellular component: lysosome. The record is from RefSeq and is a predicted model, not a curated record. Gene Ontology annotation, molecular function: cysteine-type endopeptidase activity. The transcript has 2 exons. The coding region runs from base 158 to 1276 and encodes 372 amino acids.
CUCCAUCUCGCUUCCUAUAUAAGCACCUCCUCCCUCCCCAUGGCUACCACACCUCAUCACUUGCAAACACACAAAGACAGCCAGCCAGCCAUCGAUCCUAGCAUCAGAUCAGCAGCUUAGCUAGCAGUGUACGUUCUGAUCGAGCCACUGCACGCAGAUGGCGAGAGCGGUGGCACUCGCGGCAGCCGUCCUGCUGGCGGCGGCGCUAGCGCUGCUGGCGGCGGCGCCGGCACCGGCGUCCGCGGUCGAGUUCGGCGCGGAGGAUCUGGCCUCGGAGGAGGCGCUGUGGGCGCUGUACGAGCGGUGGCGAGGCCGCCACGCGGUGGCGCGGGACCUGGGCGACAAGGCGCGCCGCUUCAACGUGUUCAAGGAGAACGUGCGCCUCAUCCACGACUUCAACCAGCGGGACGAGCCGUACAAGCUCCGCCUCAACCGCUUCGGCGACAUGACCGCCGACGAGUUCCGCCGCCACUACGCCGGCUCCAGGGUCGCGCACCACCGCAUGUUCCGCGGCGACAGGCAGGGAUCCGCGUCCUCCUUCAUGUACGCCGGCGCGCGUGACCUCCCGACCUCCGUCGACUGGAGGCAGAAGGGCGCCGUCACCGACGUCAAGGACCAGGGCCAGUGCGGUAGCUGCUGGGCGUUCUCGACGAUCGCGGCAGUGGAGGGGAUCAACGCGAUCAAGACGAAGAACCUGACGUCGCUGUCGGAGCAGCAGCUGGUGGACUGCGACACCAAGGGCAACGCCGGGUGCGACGGCGGGCUCAUGGACUACGCGUUCCAGUACAUCGCCAAGCACGGCGGGGUGGCGGCGGAGGACGCGUACCCGUACAAGGCCCGCCAGGCCUCCUGCAAGAAGUCGCCGGCGCCGGCGGUCACCAUCGACGGGUACGAGGACGUGCCGGCCAACGACGAGUCGGCGCUCAAGAAGGCGGUGGCGCACCAGCCGGUGUCGGUGGCCAUCGAGGCGAGUGGCUCCCACUUCCAGUUCUACUCGGAGGGGGUGUUCGCGGGGAGGUGCGGCACGGAGCUGGACCAUGGCGUCACGGCGGUCGGGUACGGGGUGGCCGCGGACGGGACCAAGUACUGGGUGGUGAAGAACUCGUGGGGACCCGAGUGGGGGGAGAAGGGGUACAUCCGCAUGGCGCGCGAUGUGGCCGCGAAGGAGGGCCACUGCGGCAUCGCCAUGGAGGCGUCCUACCCCGUCAAGACCUCGCCCAACCCCAAGGUCCGCGCCGUCGUCGUCGGCGACGACGACAGCCACGACGAGCUCUGAAUCGCAUGCGCACACAGCAGGCACAGCUGGCGCUUAUUUAUUGAUUAAACCAUUUAAAAUUAUCACUACACAUUUUACACUACAGUACCGAUGUAUGUAUGCUCGGACAGGAACAUCUCUGUUGCGGUCUGAGAAUGUCUGAAUGACAUACGCACAUUAUACAACGUGCAUUCAUGUAAUACCAUACCAGUCGAGAGUUGAUCUACCAGCAGCUUUCGUUUCAUUCAGUUAUUAUUAUAUUGACCUAUAAAAAUGACUAUGUAUGCAUUUGAUCAAGACUUUGAAGCAUCA